Messenger RNA from Protobothrops mucrosquamatus (brown spotted pit viper), 960 nucleotides. RefSeq names its product chromosome unknown C16orf89 homolog (gene CUNH16orf89). The transcript is spliced from 9 exons. Gene Ontology annotation, cellular component: cytosol; membrane. The record is from RefSeq and is a predicted model, not a curated record. The coding region runs from base 1 to 960 and encodes 319 amino acids. Lineage: Eukaryota; Metazoa; Chordata; Lepidosauria; Squamata; Viperidae.
AUGGCUGUCAAUCAGAGCUUCUUGGGCUGUGACAUGGGUGCUCGUAGCUCCUCUUGUGAGGAAGAUAGGAGAAAAGCUAUCAUUUCUGCCUUGGAGAAGGCAGUUACGUUCCUGGGUGAAAAACACGACAAAAUCAACAUAGAUGCGGUGCUGGGAUACACUGUCUUGGAAGCACAUUUGAAGACGGUCCUGGAGAGAUGGCUGUGGCGGCCGGAAUUAACCCUGGAGUGGCAGAGAAUCCAGCUUUUGAAGCAGAAGCUGUUGACUUUCAUAGAGGAGGCAACCCAAGACGUUGAAAAACAGGAUCCCGUUUUCCACAAAGCCUUUGCUCCAGUUUUAAAGCCAGGAUUUUGGAAGGUCCCUCGGGAAUGGAGAAAGAUUAAUGAGUCUAUUCCUUAUUCCCUAACAAGCGGCCCCUGUCUGGAUUAUAAAAAAAGUGAUUUUUGCCUCUCAGCAGUAUUAGGAACACAGGAGGAUGCAGAUGUAUGCUGGAUUCCCGACGAUUGCACCAGUCUCAUGAUAAACACUCACUGCUAUGGUUAUUCGCUGUCCCAUCAACUCUUUUACUUUCUGUUUGCCAAGAUGCAAUCGUGCCCGAAUUCUCUCUUCCAAAAUAGCCAAUAUUAUGAAAACGUGUUCUGUGAUUUGAUGAUGCAAGCCAAUCGCAAUCUUGAAAAGAACAAUCUGAUCGACAAUUUUGGAGACGUCUUUACAGAGAACAUCAUGUUUUGUGGGCUAGCUGGAUUCUCAGAUUUCUUCCAGACGUCCUGGCUUGAUUGCAUUCUCAGCUGGCAGAAACAGGAAAAUGGAUGUUUCUGGAUGUACACUUCUUCCAAUGAUGGGGGCCAAGUGAGAAGAAGGACUAAGAGAUCCGAGAAACUUAUUGAAGGUGUCUGCUCUUCCCAUAACACUGCUGUGGCUGUUGGAGCACUUGGGAGCUUCCUCUUACACAGCUCCUAA